Messenger RNA from Bactrocera tryoni, 4431 nucleotides. RefSeq lists its product as uncharacterized. The record is from RefSeq and is a predicted model, not a curated record. The transcript is spliced from 5 exons. Bases 1 to 4431 code for a protein of 1476 amino acids. Lineage: Eukaryota; Metazoa; Arthropoda; Insecta; Diptera; Tephritidae. Gene Ontology annotation, molecular function: nucleic acid binding; zinc ion binding; catalytic activity.
AUGCAUAGAUGCAAGGCUGCUGACGCACUGGUGAUGGAGAACGCCUACGAGCUAAUCAUCAUAAGCGAGCAAUACAAAAAGAAAGAGAGAGGUACGUGGCUGGAAGAUAGCAGCUCGACCGCCAUCAGUGUAGACAAAGGGAACGGCAAUGGUUUUGUCUGGGCCAAAUGCGACCUUUUUACAGUAAUUAGCUGCUACUUAACGCCAAGCGACAGCAUACAGGAAUUCCAAGAAAAGCUCGACAAUAUUGAGGACACAGCCAGGUCUAUAGAAGGUCAACUAAUAAUCGCCGGAGACCUAAAUUCCAAAGCCGUAGAGUGGGGUAUGCCAAAUACGGAUUCGAGGGGAAAGCGCAUCCUAGAAAUGGCUGCGCGUCUAAGUCUAAUAGUACCCAACACGGGAAAUGCAACCACGUUUAGAAGACCGGGAUGCGAGGAAACUACACCAGACAUCACUCUAUCAUCAGAACGCUUGGCAUGCUCAAUAAAGAAAUGGAAAGUCCUGGAGGACUACACUGGUAGCGAUCACCAGUACAUUUCCUUCACUAUCGAUACUGGAACAAACGCUAACCAUAUGGAAGAACUUAAUUCCAUGGAUCACGCAGAGCUGUCAGUCAGAUCAGAACAGCUCGAUCGUAUUCAACAUCAAUUCGAAUUAACGCAGUCACAAUUGGAGGAAGAGAACCCUGAUGAGCUUGAAACCUCCACUCGCGAUGAAUUCGCUGCGACUUUCAUCAGAGUUAAGGCAGCGUUUACGAGGGAGUUAAGCAAGUUGGAUCCUCAAGUAAUGUCAUCUACGAGAAAUCAACCUUUACAGGAGCAGCCAUUGGUCAUUGUGAUGAAACAACCAAAGUCUCGUCUGCCGCAGUUGCAGCUACCAUCAUUUGGAGGAGCGUAUACUGAUUGGCCGAAUUUUUUUGGCAUGUUUCGAACAAUAGUACACGAUGACACAGAAUUGUCAAACUUGGAAAAAUUCCAGCAUCUUCGUUCAUGCCUAAAGGGAGCAGCACUGGAUACUAUCCAAUCACUUGAAAUGCGUGACGAAAACUACACAAUUGCUAUGAAAUUACUUAGUCAAAGAUUUAGCAAUCGACGUUUGAUUUUUCAGGCACACAUUCAAGAGCUAUUCGGAUUGCAGAGGGUGAGCACUGACAAGAAAUCAGGAGAGUUGUGUUCGCUGGUGGACAAAUUAGUAUCGCAUGUUCGAGCCUUGCAUUCGUUGGGUACGAUCGAACAAAUAGCUGAUUGUUUGCUUCAGUAUAUCGCUGCACAGAAAUUAGAUCCCGAAACACACGCAUUGUGGGAAGAAAAGAUUCCAGUUGAGGAGUUACCCACGUGGACGGAUAUGACUACGUUCUUGCAGAGGAGGUGUCAAACAUUAGAAAAUGUGACUCAUGCUAUAGUAACAAAAACACCUAGCACACAGGUGAGCAAUACAAAAUAUCGUAAAAAUGCGUUUGUUGUUUCUAAGACUUCCACCAAAAGUUGUGCGAUUUGUCAAAAGCAUGACCAUAUUGUGUACACGUGCCCACUAUUCGCAAGUUUGAGUCCAAGUGACAGGUGGAAGGAAGCCAAAAGAGCACAUCUGUGCAUAAAUUGUCUCAAACCAGGACAUCAGGUGCAGCAAUGUAAAUCUUCUACAUGUCGUUGUUGUUCCAUGAAGCAUCAUACCCUGCUGCAUUUUACUCAAGUCCACCCAGCCGCAACUGGUAUUUCUGAAACCACACCUGGUCCAUCACAGCCAGCUGUCCUCGUCACAAGGACAUCAAAAAGUCGCUCACCUUCACCUCAGUCACGCUCUUGUUCAACUGAAUGUGUGCUUCUUGCAACUGCUAUUGUUUUCGUUCGCAACAGUGUCGGAUCGCUAAUACCAUGUCGCGCGAUCCUCGAUUCUGCUUCACAAAUCAACUUUAUAACGACGAGAUUAGCAAAUCAAUUACAAAUUAAAAAAUCUAAAUCAUCGUUAGCAGUUUCCGGUAUCGGAGAUUCGGAAUUUAUUGUUAAUUCUAGCGUCAACAUUUCAAUUCAUUCUGUACAUAACAGCUUCAGUGCCAAUUUAGAAUCUGCCGUAACUCCAACAAUCACCGAUUAUCAGCCAAAUUAUCCACUCGAAAUCUAUGAUUGGGAUAUUCCAGCGAAUAUCAACUUAGCUGAUCCCGAGUUUCAGAAGCCCCAACGUGUGGAUCUUCUCAUAGGUGCAAGCAUAUUUUUUGAUUUGCUUUGCAUUGGUCAAAUUCGUUUAAAAAAUAAUUAUAUUCUCCAAAAAACUCGUUUUGGAUGGAUCGUAUCGGGUGGCCAAAGCACAUCGCCAAAGCUAUCAUCGUUUACAACAACAGUAACAACAUCUCUUGAGUGUGAUGCAGAUCAGCCAUCUACCAAUGAACUGGUGCGUUCAUUUUGGGAAAUAGACAACAGCUUUGAGCCCAUUAGUAAGGCAACAAGAGAGGAACUCGAUUGCGAAGAUCACUUUAAGGCAAACUACAGUCGUUUGCUGACAGGCGAAUAUUCGGUUCGCUUACCUCUAAAGCCCAGUAUUAGCCUUCUUGGUGAUUCCUACGAGCAAGCGUUACGACGGUUUCUAACUCUUGAGAGGCGUCUCGAACGUAAUAAGGAAGUAAAAUUACAAUACGUAUCUUUUAUGAAGGAAUACCUCGAACUUCAACACAUGUCUCCAGUAUCGAAGCCAAUACCAUCGCUACCCACAUAUUUUAUCCCACAUCAUUGCGUGUUCAAAAACGAUAGCACAACAACAAAGCUUAGAGUCGUAUUCGACGGCUCAGCACAGACUACAACUGGUUAUUCAUUAAACAAUGCGUUGAUGGCAGGUCCAACCAUUCAACCAAAGUUAGCCGACACUCUCCUUCGUUUUCGUGCAAAUCCAGUCGCCCUAACAGGAGACAUUUGCAAAAUGUAUCGGUGCAUUCGAGUUACCGCACCUGAUAAUUACUUGCAAUGCAUACUUUGGAGGGACGAUCCAAAAGAUGACAUAAAAAUAUUCAAACUCGAUACGGUUACUUAUGGGACAAAGUCUGCACCAUUUUUGGCUAUUCGCACCAUGCAUCAACUUGCGGUCGAUGAAGCAGUUUUAUACCCCAUUGGCUCCAAAAUAAUUCAACGCGAUUUUUAUGUCGACGACUUAAUCACUGGUGCGCACACCAUUGAAGAAGUAAAAGAAAUAGUGAAACAAACCUCUGAGCUGUUAGGUAAAGGAAAUUUUAAAAUUCGAAAGUGGUGUUCAAAUAAACCACAAGUGCUUAGCAAUGUGCCGGAUACAGAUAAGGAGAAAUUAAUCAAAUUCGAUGAUGGAAGUGUUUUGACAAAGACGCUUGGACUUCAAUGGAAUCCCGAGGCUGAUAUUUUCAUAUUUUCGUUUACUCCUCGCCAAAACAAUAGAAAAAUUACUAAGCGCUCAGUUUUGUCGAUUAUUGCUCAACUUUAUGAUCCAUUGGGAUUAAUUGGACCCGUAGUGUGCAAGGCAAAAAUAUUCCUUCAGCGACUGUGGGUGGAGAAGAUCGAUUGGGAUGAAAGUCUACCAAUGACUUAUCAAACAGCAUGGCUUCAAAUUUACGAUGAGUUUAGUAGUAUAGGAAAUAUGACCUUUCCACGAUAUGUUGGCUUACCAAAGUCUAGCUUGGAAUUACAUGCCUUUUGUGAUGCCAGUCUCUCAGCUUACGGCACCUGUAUCUACGUAGUAUCUCGUUUAGGUGGACACGCACAUUCCACGUUGCUCUGUUCAAAAUCAAGGGUUGCGCCAUUAAAAACGGUCACAGUUCCUAAACUAGAGUUAUGUGCAGCUGCGCUUCUGGCUCAAGUUCAUUGGUCGCCGAGGGAUGCCACAGACGAUAUACAGCGACAACGCAACGAACUUCGUCGGCGCCGAUCGCAGGAGUUGCGCGAACUCAAAGAGGCGUUUCUGUCCCAGUCUCCAGAAGUACUGAAAUUCGCCGCCGUAGAAGGGUUCAAAUUCGCCUUUAUACCACCGAGGGCGCCGCACUUCGGCGGGUUAUGGGAGGCGGCAGUGAAGUCCGCCAAACAUCUCGCCGUGCGCGCAAUGGGCAACGUGCUGCUCACCGCCGAAGAGCUAGGAACACUGAUAGCCGAAGUGGAGGCCAUCCUCAACUCGCGGCCCCUCGCACCGUUGAGCCAGGAUCCCAACGAUGGCGAAGCAUUGACUCCAGCAUACCUAUUAAUAGGUUUGCGUUCAAAUGACGAUUCGAACAAUCUGAUACGUUUAUAUACUCGUUCAUGCUUUUAUGCGACUAGUGAUACGUUCACGGAUGUAACGAUUCGACCCCAGGUGACCAAUCUCAACAUUGAAAUUCAGAACAAGUUACCAGGCACUGUGACAACGUACAAGUCCAUUGAUACAGUUAUUGAUCAAGAACAAGCUGUCAACUACCCUGUAGAGUUUCUGAAUUCGUUAGAACCGUGA